GUUAAUUAAUUCUUGAUUUGAAUCUUGGUGAGAAUUGAAAUAUUCAUGCUAGUAGUUUUCUGUUAACUAAUCAGUAAAUCAGUUGUGUUGUUUGCAAAGAAAACUGGGAAUACACAAACAAGCGGAAGAAAUACAACUGUGUCCAAAUCAAUCAUGGCAGAGUCGAAGAAAUCUGAAACGAGACUGAAGGACAUCACAUUAUCCCUAAAUAAGAUUGUAGAAUGUCCAGUAUGUCUGGACACAAUCCAAAUUCCAUUUAAGACAUGCAGCAGAGGCCAUGGGGUUUGCAACUGCUGCUGCGAAAAGUUAAAGGAUUGUCCUACAUGCAAAGGUCCAUUUACAACAGAGAAUCCUGUGUGUUUGAAAAACCUUCUGGAAGCCCUUCCUCGUCAGUGCAAGUACCAUGGAGAUGGUUGCGAAGACGUCGUGGAGCCCGGGAGUGACCAUGAGGAAUUUUGUGGCUUCAGACCUGCAAAGUGUAGACAAAGUUUUUGCAACACUGUGACUCCUUUGAUAGAACUGAUGGAUCACUAUGAGGAAAGGCAUUUCAAAGACUUCAUCUGUGAGUUCGACUUCGAAGCAGAUUUAUCUUUAACUUAUUCUUGGGAACCGUUUCAUCCUGAGGCAUGCUGUGUUAAUCGUAUGCUUAUCUCCGUGUUUGACAAUAUAUUCUGGGUUACCAAUCAUUUAAAUAAGAAAAAUUUGGAAAUUACCUUUGAAGCAACUCCAAUUGGAAAGUUGAAAAAUGAUUAUUUUUUAAGAGUAAAGUUUGAAAAAGAUAAGUUUUUAUAUGCAUCUACAUUAAAGGCUUCUGUGGUGGACUGUUCUAAAAAGGCGGGGGAAAGUAACUCGGAUGAUGAAAAUUGUAUAAGAAUUCCACAUAGCGCAUUAUAUAAGUUCAUUAACAAAAAAAGACUUGAAUAUGAGUGUACGUUUUUUGAAUGUCAAAAGUAAAAUGUCAUAAGGUACCUAAAUUAUGAAUGAAACUUCAAAUUGUGUUGCAAUGUUUAAGUUUUGUUGAUGAAUCUUUCGCAUUAAGGUUUCCUCCUUCAGCUGGGUAGAAUACAAGACUUUUUAAUCUAGAUUAGUUUUGUGAAAUGUUCAAAAUACUGGUGUUAAAUCACAAAGUGACAAGUGUGUGUCUUUAUGGUUUUCUUGUUGUU
Macrosteles quadrilineatus (aster leafhopper) is the source of this 1163-nucleotide messenger RNA. RefSeq lists its product as uncharacterized. Gene Ontology annotation, molecular function: ubiquitin protein ligase activity; ubiquitin conjugating enzyme binding. Lineage: Eukaryota; Metazoa; Arthropoda; Insecta; Hemiptera; Cicadellidae. The coding region runs from base 154 to 954 and encodes 266 amino acids. The record is from RefSeq and is a predicted model, not a curated record. Gene Ontology annotation, cellular component: cytoplasm. The transcript is spliced from 3 exons. Gene Ontology annotation, biological process: proteasome-mediated ubiquitin-dependent protein catabolic process; multicellular organism development.